GGCAAAGCUGUGUUGCUAAAAGGUGGGUAGUGUAGACAAAGCCUCUGAAAGCAGGGAAGUGUUGUGAAAGGUUGGAGAUUUUCCACUAGAAAUGCUCCAGGAGUAAAUGGGUUAAUAGUUUUCAUCUCAACUUUCAAAGCAAUCUUUGGAGUGUUCUGCCAAAAAAAGCAAUUUAUGCUCAUAGAGGAGAGGAAAAAGUCUUUUACUGAGAUCUGUGUGCGUAAGAGUGUUCUGCACACACAUUUCUUAACAGACAUAUCAAGGCACUUAACAGACUGUUUCCGUCAAAGCCACUGUGGGGCAGUCAAUGAGCCCGUUAAUGCAAGCUCCCUCCUAUAGCUCUCACUGCCCCAGAGCAAGACAAGACAAGAGUCUCAGCCAGACGCGAGUCUUUACGAACAACAGGACUGAAAUCCUCUCUCUCUGCUGCACUGGGGAAGGUCAGGAUAGCCAUGUCUAAAAGGAAGAUCUGCUGUCUUGUGCUGCUGGUCCUAGGGCUCCUGGCUAUUGCAGUUUCUGUCAUUGUAAUCCUGGCGCUGCCCAAGUGUGCUCCUGGAAGUUAUCUGCAUGCUGCGGUAGCAGCUGACACUGAAAUCUGUUCAAACAUUGGCAGGGACAUCCUACAACGUAAAGGUUCAGCUGUGGAUGCUGCUAUUGCUGCUCUGGUCUGCACGUCAGUUUUGAACCCCCAGAGUAUGGGUCUGGGAGGAGGUGUCAUCUUUACCAUCUAUAAUGCAACCACAGGAGAGGUUGUGGUGAUUAACGCUCGUGAAACAGCUCCAGAAAAUAUCAAACAAGACUUGUUAGAUCAAUGUACAGGCUCUCUCCAAGUAGGGAGCCAGUGGAUUGCAGUCCCGGGGGAGCUUCGUGGAUAUGAAGAAGCCCACAGGCGCUAUGGGCGGUUGCCAUGGAAAUCGCUAUUUGAACCAACCAUCAAGCUCCUUACACAUGGAAUCAGAUUGCCAAAAGUGCUAAGCAAAUUUCUCAGUUACCCGUUGUUACAGACCUUUUUGAAAAACUCAUCCUUGUGCAAUCUGUUCUUUGAGAAUGGUGGGGUCCUAAAACCUGAUGAAAUCAUCUUCUGGCCAGCCCUGCUGAAGACACUGAAGGUUGUAGCAGAGAAGGGAGCCAGAGAAUUUUAUGAGGGCAAGAUAGCACAGGAUUUGGUGAAGGACAUAAAGCAUGAAAAUGGCAGUCUGAUGCUGAGUGACCUCAAGAAUUUCAAGGCAAAAGUGAUGACACCCCUGAAUAUUUCUCUGGGUGGAUACACAAUGUAUUCCCCUCCAGCACCUGCUGGGGGUGCUGUUCUUCUCUUCAUCCUCAACGUUCUGAAAGAGUUUAAAUUCACGCCACAAUCCCUGACGUCGACCAAGGGGAAGAUUGAGACCUACCAUCGUAUUGCAGAGGCCCUGAAGUUUGGCAAUGGGCAAAAGCCAAAAUCGGAUGACCCGCAGUUCUCUGGCAUAGAGCAGGUGAUUUUUCAGGAACUGUUGUCCAACUCCUUUGCUGAAUUUGUCAGGAACCGUAUAGAUGACAGAGGUGACCAUCCAGACAGUUUUUACAAUCUCUCACAGCCAAGCAUCAUAGGCUUCGGCACCUCCCACGUCUCCGUCCUCGCUGAAGAUGGCAGUGCUGUGUCUGUCACCAGCACUAUCAACCAUCCGUUUGGCUCAAUGGUAUAUUCUCCAAACACUGGGAUCAUUUUAAAUAAUGAGCUCGUUGACUUCUGCAAGAAGAAGCCAAGAAACAAGAUCACUAGCGGAGAGAUACCCCCCUCUGCCAUGGUUCCUUCCAUUCUUAUCUCCAAAGAUGAUAACUCCAAGCUGGUGAUUGGAGGCUCAGGAGGGGACCUGAUUAUCAGCGCCACUGCCUUGGCAAUCAUGAACAAACUCUGGUUUGGCUAUGACCUGGAGCAUGCCAUCUCUCUGCCAGUUCUCCAUGCUUCCACAAACAACUCCAUCCAGUUCGAGCCAAAAUUUGAUGAGGAUGUUAAGCUGGGACUGCUGAGCAGAGGACACCAUGAAUCGAAACCCCUCUUUUUCCUGAAUGUUGUGCAGGGGAUUUCAAAGGAAGGAAGAUGCAUCUUUGCUUAUUCUGAUCAAAGGAAGAUGGGGAAGUCAUCUGGGUAUUAAGAAGAAGUGCUGUAGCAAACAUUUUAUUCUAACUAAAAAGAUUAUGAAAUAACUGGGUCCAGAGCACCAGCUAUCCUGGAAGCACCCCUGACAUCUCCUGUACCAGCUGGACUUCUUGAAGCCACCUAGCAGUGGGUGAGACUCAUAGUAACAACUGACCCUCCAAUAUAUGGCAAGCUACCUUCAAGCUGUUACAGGCACUAGUCAGCCAGUCUUGGCUAGAAUCAUACCCUCCAUUUAUUAUAUUGGCUAGCUGGGUCCAGAGAACAAUGGACCAGCACUUGUGUGAUAUAUAGAAAUAUAUUUUGUGAACAGAGCAGCUAUUUAGAAUAUGAAUCCAGAAAUCAGGAAUUUACCACGCAGUGGGAAUUUGGAAAGGGGAACCAGGCCCAGUGCCAGUGGGAGCUGCCCUCAGGGACCUGACUCUAUCUUCCCUAGAGUCUGAAGAUCCUCAGAUAGGAGUGGGAUUGGUUUCUUUCUGGCUUUGGAAACUCCCCCAUGUGUGAAUGUGCUUUCUGGCCGCACCAUUCACGUGAAAUAGGAAGUUAUCACAGAUGACUUUCUUUGCUCAGGUGUAUUUCAGCACCACCAAGUUGCACAGCAGAGCUGCAAGAUACAGCUUUGCUUGGACACACACUAAGGGAGUGAGUCUAACAACAUUUUGUCUAGCUCUUGCAAUCCCAGGACCCUUGCCUGGCCCACGGGUAUCAUUUGACAUUAGCAUUAGCACAGACCUGGUCUAUGUACUACAGCGUCUGUUGCGGCAGUCAGCUACUGUAGGAAUGAGGGCCACCUCUGUAGCAGCACUGAAGGUUUCUUAGGCCCUGCAUAAGAGGGAGUCCCUACAAAUGAGCCAUGCAAAGUGUGACUGUGCAUUAGGGUGGAUAAUGUGAAUUCUUUUCUCCUUUGGAAGGAACUGAUGACGUAUUAUUAUAGCUAAUCUUCCAGUCUUAUACCUCUCCCUUGGGGCGGGAAGCCCUAAGCCUUCACCAGAUUUCCUUGCUCAUCCUUAUCGAGACGUGUUCCAUAGUGAAGCAGAAGCCAGGCCCCUGGAUGAGUUGAAGUGAGGAUGCACAAGAGAAGGAAAUUAAUAUUGCUUCAAAACAGGAGUGACAUGGGUUCUGGGAGGACCCUUUAAAAUAAGGGUGCAGGUAAGAGUAGGGUAAUUCAGCAGGAUUUCUAUUACAUCUUCACAAAUAUGCAAAUGAGCCUUUCCUAACUGGAACUGUUACAGCGCCCACCAACGCAGGGAGACGUGAUGCGGCCUGUUCUAGAGUGGUGCUGUGCGCUCUGUGACUAUUUGACGCCUGUAUCCUUGGGAAGAAUUGUGCUCCACAAAAAACUACUUGCCCCUGAUUAACUACUGUGAGUGACCUAAGUUUUUCAGAGAAUUUGAGGAGAGGAGUGUAGGAACAUGUCAAAGAACAGUCAUAGCUAAUACACCUGUAGCAGGGGAGCAGCCUAGUGCUUGUUAAAUGGCAGACAUGAGCAGCCUUGGGGGUUAUCUGUGCCUCAUCCCUGCCACAAGUGUGAUUGGGCAUGCAGUCACAUUGUUUAUAUUUGUACACUGAUGGGCUUUAGAAAAAUUCAUAGGACCAAAGAUUCAGCAUGCCUCUAUAAAUUCACCUGCAGUCACUUACAUGUACAGAAACCCUUGUUUGCAUACAGGAAUUUGAGAAUAUUAUAUGCUUUUAAAGCUUUGCCUAUAACAGAUUUAUACUGGCUUUUUUUGCAUUAAUAGAUCCCUAUUCUGUUAACCCAUCUUAUGCAGAAAAGAAAACAGUUGCAUUCAUGUCAGACCUUAGUCUUUUUACUCCAGUCUCAUUAUCCCUCCGCCAUUUUUUUAAAACUCAUGCUUAUGUCUCCGCAAACCCUUCUCACUGUAAUCGUUUUGUCACAAAUGGCUGAGUACAUGCCUUUAAAAAAAAUUCUAUAUCUUAUGAAACCAGAUUGCUGGAUGCCUGCCUUUUCUACCCAUAAGCCCCUAUCAUGUAAAUAAAAUGCAAGCCACUUAGAAACCUAUUAACGUGGAGAAACAAAGUCAGCCUAUAGAUGUAUUUCAAUGCUGUUGAAAAUGAAACUUGCUACAGAGAGAGCUGUUUUCCUUCAGGAAUUGUACACCAAGAAACUGUCUUUAUGGCAUCAACCUCCAUGAGCAGCUACUGCUGCAUCAUACUGUUGGCUCAUACAGCAAUAUGGUUGCACUAGAACCACAACAGGAUCUUGAUGUUUUGUCUGGAAAACAAAUUUCUUUUUUCGUACUCUGACAAGUAUGUAAAGCAUGUGUUUUCCUGAAGCGGGGCUUACGUUUUAAAGUGCUUGCCUGAACAAGUAGUAAAUGUAAGUGUGGCAGAAUGGUACAGGAUAAAAGAACGUUGCUGCUUGGCGAACACUCAUUCUAUAGUAUGUAGAAUGAUAGGGGCCCUGCUUUUUCUUUAAGGUCACCUACAUACUUGUGACAGUCUGGUGCUUGCAGUUGUGAUUUAGCAGUCAAAUGACCUGAGUUGCAGGUAGACUGACAUCUCAGUGGUAGCACUGAUGACUACAAUUAGUUGCCACUCUGGGGUAAGUACAUAGGCCCAAAACAGUAAUUUCAAAAAUGGACCCAACUCUUCAAGAGCAGGCCCACUGACUGUAUUCCAGCAGAACUGUCAUGUAGAACCAUAAAACACUAGGCUGAUAAACUGAACAGAAGUAGCGCUAGAGCGGUCAUUACUUUUGGCUGGGUGAAUGUUGCUUAGUGUGUUUUAAAAAUGAGGAACUGGCUGGAAGGAGGCAGGAGCUAUUUUUGCUACCAUAUUACACCUCAAGCCUGACCCCAGCAUCACUCAGGUCUAGCCCUGGGCUUCUCCAGUGUUUGGCUCCCCCAGGCUGAUUGCUGCCAAGGGCAGGGGCCAGUUUAUCUGCACACUGCCACCUUCCAUAGACUUUACAUGACACUGUGAGCAGAGGAUAUGUUUCUAUUUUCCAGGUGAAGUUUGUUUUACAAAGCUAUAUUUUUAAUAAACUACUUUUACAAAUGG
Messenger RNA from Chelonia mydas (Green sea turtle), 5155 nucleotides. RefSeq names its product gamma-glutamyltransferase 5 (gene GGT5). Gene Ontology annotation, molecular function: leukotriene-C(4) hydrolase activity; glutathione gamma-glutamate hydrolase. The coding region runs from base 453 to 2132 and encodes 559 amino acids. The record is from RefSeq and is a predicted model, not a curated record. Gene Ontology annotation, biological process: glutathione catabolic process; leukotriene D4 biosynthetic process; inflammatory response. Gene Ontology annotation, cellular component: plasma membrane. Lineage: Eukaryota; Metazoa; Chordata; Testudines; Cheloniidae. The transcript is spliced from 12 exons.